Messenger RNA from Toxorhynchites rutilus septentrionalis, 20412 nucleotides. RefSeq names its product basement membrane-specific heparan sulfate proteoglycan core protein (gene trol). The record is from RefSeq and is a predicted model, not a curated record. Gene Ontology annotation, molecular function: calcium ion binding; cell-cell adhesion mediator activity. Gene Ontology annotation, biological process: dendrite self-avoidance; axon guidance; homophilic cell-cell adhesion. Lineage: Eukaryota; Metazoa; Arthropoda; Insecta; Diptera; Culicidae. Gene Ontology annotation, cellular component: axon; plasma membrane. Bases 605 to 12640 code for a protein of 4011 amino acids. The transcript is spliced from 50 exons.
UUAUUAGUACUUGGUUAGGUUACUAGUGUCAAAUAACACACCUUGAAGUCAACCAAUCAACCCUUUAUUUUGAACUGGAAUGGAACCCGCAGCUCUCACCAUAUUACAUAUACGUGAUUAGCACUGACUUCGCUAAUUGUUGUUACAAAUGACUCGUUCGGAUUAAAACGGUCAUUUAAAGAAACAACUAUUAAUAUUAAUCAGCUCUAAUACAACUUCAUCCCGACUCCGUACGGCUGGUCCUUCAUCCGUUUCACAUUGGCUCUUACCAUAACUCAUGUAACAAAGUGAUUAUAAAAUUUGGACACGUGUGUUGUGUGUUUUCCGAAUCCCGGUUUUAGUGCCAAGAAACUAAACGAGGAUAAAAGACUCUGUGACUUGUGCGCCUGUUGCUAUGGAAUGUAUGAAGAAUGAUGUUUCGUGUUCGGUGUUGUGAGAUUUCUGUUGAUUCAGAGAGAAAAAAAGAAGUGAACAUCGAAUCAGUGUUAUCAGGAGAAAAUAGGUUUUCCCUUUCCCAACACAGGAAGUACCCGUUUUGAAUAAUAUUCGUGCAAAAGAUAAACAAUAAAGUGUAACGCAGGAAGUGAGCCUCGACUUAUUGGAAAUGGGUCCACCCAGGCUCUGGACAUUGUGCAUCUGCCUGACGCUGUUACAAAUAAUCCAUGCUCAAGAAUGCGGGGAAGAUGAGUUCUCUUGCCACGAUAAAAACUGUAUUCCUUUGGAACAAAAAUGUGACGGCCAGGAAGAUUGUCGAAAUGGCGAAGAUGAAAUGGAUUGCGAUGAAUGUUCUUCAAAUGCUUUUCUAUGCAACGGCGGCCGUUGCAUUACAAGUAACAAUGUAUGUGAUGGCGUCAAGCACUGCCCUGGUGGCGAAGAUGAGGAUUGUAUAACAGAAGACAAUCAAUGUGGCGAGCACGAAUUUAGCUGCCUAUUGGAUGGUUUUUGCAUCUUAAUAGAGAAACGCUGCAAUAGACAGAUGGAUUGUUUAGAUGGUUCCGACGAGAAACACUGUGUACACUGCGGAGAAGGAGAUUUUCGCUGCCAAAAUGGCCACUGUAUUCCAAUGUCACAACGAUGUGACAGAUGGAAUCAGUGCAGUGACGGUAGUGACGAAAGGGACUGCACAAAUUGUGACGUACAUGAAUUCACCUGCCAAAAUGGAGCGUGCAUUGAUAAGCAGGAUGUUUGUAAUGGCUAUCGAGACUGCACAGAUGGUUCUGAUGAACAAAAUUGUUCUCGUCAUUGUGAACCCAAUCAGUUUACGUGUUCUGAUGGUUCGUGUAUAGGGAAAGAAAAACAAUGCAAUCACGUUUUCGAUUGCCCAGAUAGAAAUGAUGAAACUGGCUGUGACGAUAACUCUCACUUGAGAAAAUCAUUGGACCAUCAUCAUCUCCAUCGGCUUAGCCCCAGUCAUCAUGUCCACAAUCAACAGCAACCCGCUUACAAUAGUCGGUGUGAUCGCGAUAGUUUCGAAUGUCACGACGGCAUCUGUAUAGCAGGCUACAAGAAAUGCAACGGCAUAGUUGACUGUCACGACAACUCCGACGAAAUUGGUUGCCCAAAUGCUAAUGAUGACGAUACCGACAUUUGUUCAAAUGGCGAAUUCUAUUGCGAUAACAGAUGUUUGGAUAAAAGCUAUAUAUGCGAUGGUAGUAUCGACUGUGAAAAUGGCGAAGAUGAAGAUAAUUGUGAUGCACCCGAUGAAUGUAGUGAUACCGAAUUCGCAUGUGAUGGUAUUUGCAUAGAUAGAUCGGCUUAUUGUAAUGGUUCCCCAGAUUGUGAUGAUGGCACAGACGAAAAUAAUUGUAUCAUAUGUCAAAAUGGAGCUUUCCAUUGUAAAAGUAGAGAAUGCAUACCCAUUAGUAAGAGAUGCGAUGGAGCUAUGGACUGUAAUGAUAAUAGCGACGAACUUGAUUGUAAUACUAACUCAUCGAACGGCACUAGUGACGGUUGUAGCGCAGACCAGUGGCAGUGUGACAAUGGCUUAUGUAUAAAUAGCGAAUUCCGAUGUGACGAUCAUGUCGACUGCGCUGACAGAUCAGACGAAAGUAACUGUCCUUCUGGGCAGCAGUGCUCUGUGGACCAGUUCACCUGUACCGAUGGAUCCUGCAUCGAUGGUGAUAAACAGUGCGACAGACAUUUCGAUUGUGACGAUCGUAGCGACGAGGCCAACUGUGAUCAAUAUUAUCCGCCAGCUCCGCGUUGUCCUCAACACGAAUGUCCCGAUGGCACAUGCAUUGAACAUUCCCAACGUUGCAACGGUGUACGAGAUUGCCGCGAUGGUUCCGAUGAAUACAACUGCCCAUGCCGUCAAACAGAGUUCACUUGCAAUGACGGCCAGUGUAUUCCGUCAUAUCUCGUUUGUAAUAGACAACCGGACUGUCGAGAUCAAUCAGAUGAGCGAAACUGUUCCUGUUCAAGGUCCGAAUUCAGAUGCAAGACUGGGGAAUGCAUUCCAGAAUCCCGUCUUUGUGAUCUUCGUGUGGAUUGUGCUGACGGUUCGGAUGAAAACGACUGCAAACCCCAAUGUAGAGCACACGAAUGGACAUGCAGCAAUGGUAACUGCAUCGACAUUCGACAACGGUGUGACCGACGGUAUGAUUGUACCGAUCGCAGCGAUGAAAUAAACUGCCAUAGUGACCGAUGCGAGCAAAACAUGUUUAGAUGUGAGAAUGGUCCAUGUAUAUCUCAGUCGCUAAGAUGCAACGGAAGAGUUGAUUGCCCGUACGAUACAAGCGAUGAACUCGAUUGUAUCGAUUAUGCAACGCCAUCGAAUGAGCAUACGAGACUGAAUCUACGUACCUAUCCAAACGAGCAAAUCAUCAAAGAAAGACAGAUAAUUGAGGGUCGCGAAGUAGUCUUCCAAUGUCGCGAUGAAGGACCGAUUCGAGCGAAAGUCAAAUGGACGCGUGCAAACGGGAUGCCUCUUCCACCAGGAACUCGCGACUUUAACGGUCGGUUGGAAAUUCCUAAUAUAAGGUUUGAUCACAACGGCGACUAUAUAUGUGAGGCAGUGGGUUAUCCUAAAUCAACGCCUGGCGGCAGUAGAGUUGUACAUCUAACAGUAGAACGAUAUCAUCCUGCGGAACGUCCUCCAUCAGCAUGUUCGAUCACACAGGCAACGUGUAUGAAUGGCGAUUGUAUUGCUAAAUCGCAAAUUUGCGAUGGAAAUUUCGACUGCGCAGAUGGAUCAGACGAAACAAGGUGCAGUAAAUCUCAACGAUGCGAACCCAAUGAAUUUAAAUGCCGGAAUAAUAAAUGUGUACUGAAAACAUGGCGCUGUGAUGGUGAGCCUGAUUGUGAUGACGGCUCAGACGAAGAGAAUUGUGCAACAGUAUCACCUGAUUCUGCUUGUGGAUAUGACGAAUUCCAAUGCAGAAUUGGUCAAUGUAUACCAAAGUCUUUCCAAUGUGACACACAGCCCGAUUGUUUCGACAAAUCAGAUGAAAUCGGCUGCAUGGCGCCAUCUGUCAUUCAACCUCCACCUCCUUCACUCACGGUGCCAGCCGGUGGAAUAUUAAAUAUCACUUGUCGCGCCACCGGUAUCCCAAUUCCACUCAUUGUGUGGCGUCUCAACUGGGGUCAUGUACCAGACAGAUGUAAUUCUGUGAGUGAUAACGGAUUCGGCAUGUUGACUUGCGACAACAUGCAACCUAUCGAUGCUGGUGCUUAUUCUUGCGAAAUUAUCAACUCUAUGGGUACUCACUUUGUUUCGCCAGAUGCGAUAGUUAUUGUAACAGGAAACGACACUGUAUGUUCAUCUGGUUACUUCAACAGCAAAGCAAGACGACCAGAAGAAUGUAUCAAUUGUUUCUGCUUUGGAGUAUCCAACCAAUGUAAAAGUGCUGACUUGUUUACAUAUGCGCUACAACCACCGGUAACCUCGCUUACCAUCGUAGGAGUAGAAGGUCCUUGGACGGGACAACGUCAAAUCACUGAAGGAGAGUUUACAAAUCAUGAUCUCGUAGGAACCAGACAUGGUGUACAAUUGAGGCUGGCCAAUAUUGUUCCCGGUAGACAGAUUCCGUACUAUUCACUACCCGUGGACUACAAGGGAAAUCAACUAAAAUCGUAUGGCGGAUCUAUACGCUAUCAGGUAGAAUUCGACGGUACAGGAAAUCCGAAUGUUGCGCCUGAUUUGAUUAUCAAGGGCAAUGGUAUUGUGCUUCUAUACAAUCAUAACGCCCCGUUAUAUCCUGAUGAAAGAAACUCAGUAAUCGCAUCCUUUGUACCUGGAGUGUGGCGUAAGGAAAGCAACUCUCUGGCUUCCCGUGAAGACAUCAUGAUGGUACUGGCAAAUGUUGAGACCAUAUUGAUAAAAAUGUUAUACGUAGAAGGAGUUGAACGCAAUAUUGAACUGCUGGAUAUAGCAAUGGAUUCAGCAGCAAGUCGCGAUCUUGGCUUAGGUUCAGCAACAUUAGUUGAAGAAUGUAGAUGUCCUCCUGGAUAUAGAGGCCUUUCCUGUGAGAACUGUGACUAUGGUUACGUACGCCAGAGUAGUGGUCCUUGGUUAGGACGGUGUGUUGCAAAACUUCAGGAGUGUCGUCCUGGUUACUACGGAGACCCGAAUCGCGGAAUCGCUUGUCAACCAUGUCCUUGUCCCAUAUCGGGGGACAAAUCUAGAGCAAGAACUUGUCAGCUUGACAGUUACAACAAUGUAAUAUGUAAAUGUGAUCGUGGGUAUACUGGAGAUAGAUGUCAACAAUGUGAAUCAGGUUAUGUAGGAAACCCAAUGGGCGAAGGCUGCUUCCCGGCGCCCAUAUCCAAUUGUAAUCCUGAAGGCACCUACCAAAUACUUCCUGAUGGAAAAUGCAUCUGUAAAACUGGUGUCACUGGUGCAUACUGUGACCGUUGCCAAAAUGAACAUUUCUUUAAACAUGACAAUGGAUGUAUUGAAUGCUUCUGUAUGGGAGUGUCCAAGACCUGUACCAGUACAAGUCUCUUCAGAAAUACGCUUCAAGCAUCAUUCAACGAUGGACAGUCAGGAUUUUCUCUAAUCUCCGAUUAUACUAAUCCAGAGAUUGUCGCUACGAAUAUUCCAGCCAGCAGUCGUGAAAUUGUCUAUCGUAAUUUCGGUACCAGUGAUGACACAUUCUAUUGGAGACUUCCGAUGAAGUUUUUGGGCAAUAAAUUGACAUCAUAUGGUGGAUUCCUCAAUUAUACCUUGCGUUAUACCCCUCAUUCCUCUGGUGGUGCUUCGAGAAACAAUUCACCUGACGUAGUUCUACACAGUGGAAACAAAAUUAAACUUCAUCAUUACCGAACGGAUGGCACUAUUCCUCACGGCAUUUUCGGCACAUAUACCGUUCCAAUACUAGAAGAGUACUGGCAAAAUUAUGAAGAUGGUAACAAAGUUCUGCGUCCAUACCUAUUGAUGGCACUCGCCAACGUGAGUGAUAUUUUCAUUAAGGCAACAUACAAUACGGUAUCAAAUGAGGCGGCGUUAUCACUCGUCAGCUUGGAUGUUGCUACCGAACAUGAUUACGGGUCAGGUUCUAGAGCAUGGCCUGUUGAACAGUGUCAAUGUAUUCAGGGACAUUCCGGCCUUUCAUGUGAAGAUUGUUCCCCGGGUUAUUACAAGGGAGAUGGUGGUCUGUACCUUGGCCUAUGUGAAAAAUGUGAAUGCAACGAACAUUCGGAUGAAUGUGAUCCUGUGACUGGGGCAUGUCUCAAUUGUCGUCACAAUACUUAUGGAAAUAACUGCGAGUAUUGCAAACCUCCUUAUGUUGGUAAUGCUACGGACGGCACACCGCAUGAUUGUACAAUGGAUAAACCUGAUCCUUCUUUCAACUGUCAACACUGUGAUCCGAGAGGUUCAACUGGACGAUGCCAAGAACAAUGUGAAUGCAAAAGGUUGGUCGAGGGGUAUCGUUGUGAUCAAUGCAGAGAAGGUUCAUUCGAUUUAAGUGCCCAAAAUAUCGAUGGAUGUCGUGCCUGUUUCUGUUCGGGCGUCACUAAAUCAUGUACUAAAUCAAGAUUCUUCCGAGAAGACCAUCCUGUAUUUAUAGCCAUUGAUGAUGGAUUCACUCUGACUAAUCGUGACGGACACGUAUUAAUAACAACAGGUUUUGGUAUUGCACCAAAUAAAAAUGAAAUAACUUACUAUUUCAACGAUCGCGAAACGUAUUACUGGAACCUUCCCGCAAAAUUACUCGGUAAUCAAGUCUUAUCAUACGGAGCAAAUCUGACAGUCACACAAACAACUAUCGGUUCGGAGCCAAUUCCUGAUCAAGACGUCAUUCUGAUAGGAAACGGUCUAAAAUUGUUUUGGUCGAGACCACACUAUGAAGAUGGGUUAUAUUCCGUCCCGUUGUUAGAAAGUUAUUGGACCACACUUGAUUCCAGAGGUCCUUACCAAUCUAGCAGAAAUGAUAUCAUGACUGUGUUAGCCAAGCUCGAUCAUAUUUUGAUAAGAGCAACGGUACGUGCUUACACUACAAGAUCAUCACUCAGUGACAUAGUGCUGGGAACCGCUGUUCCAAUGCGGACUGAUUAUGGACCUGCAGAUGAGAUCGAGAUAUGUCGCUGUCCUCCAGGGUAUCGCGGUACCAGCUGUGAGAUUUGUGAUGAUCUGUACUACAAGGAUAUGUUUGAUCAAUCGGCUGGUAUCACAGGAGUAUGCAAGCCUUGUCCGUGUGACAAUGCAGAAUCAUGUGAAAUGAGUAGUCAGGGGCAUGUUGUUUGCAAUUGUUUACCUGGAUACGCUGGUCGAACCUGUGAAAACCCAUUAGAUCCUCUAACUGCUCGACCGGAGCACAGAACAGGUCGAAAAAUAAAUUGCUCUGAGUAUGCAGUUGUAAUCUUCGAAGAGAACGGCAACUUGGAUCGCAAACUAAUACACGACGAUAAGGGAGUUGAAGUCGGAGUCAUUUACAAGAUAAAACGAUCAUACAAAGGUCCCGAUCACGAUCUCGUGACUCACCCACCACCCUCGCCAGUUAUUGAAGUUGUCGUUAACGCACCAACAAUACAAAUUGUGGAAAUAGGACGAAACUUGCGCUUGGGAUGUACUGCGCGAUAUAUUGUAUCCAAGCAACCCAUCGAAGUACACUGGGAUAGAGUAGGCGGGAGAUUGCCUGACCGGGCAUACAUCGAGAGUGGCACCCUGUAUAUUACCAAUGUACAAAUUUCGGAUAGUGGAAUAUACGAAUGUAAAGCCAGUAGUGGACCAGACACAGCUUAUCAACAAGUUACCGUAACAGUAGAAGGUGUUUCGCCGUCUAGAAAACCGGAAGUAACGAUAUCUACUGAUAUUAUCGAUCUCGACGAAUAUCGUGCAGCAGAUGUUACCUGUCAGGCAACCGGUUCACCAACACCAGUUAUCACAUGGGAGCGAAUGGAUAACCACCCUAUAUCAUCGAAUGUUAUAAUUGAAUAUGGGUUGAUCCGCUUUAAUUCACUUCGAAAAUCAGACGAAGGUGCAUAUCGUUGUAUCGGUCGCAAUAAUUUUGGUGAAAACGAUAAAAUACUGCAUGUCUAUGUACGUGAGUCGAGACCCCAAACACCUCAGCCACCAACACAACCUGACUAUCCGUACGAGACAGUGCAAAUAAAUCCAGAUAAUUAUCAAGGUCACUCUGGUGAGAGAAUUACAUUGACAUGUAUAUGCCAACCGCGAGGCCAAAUCAGAUGGGCAAAAACGGGUGAACCAACUCUGCCAAGGAAUAGCUAUGUACAAAACGAAUUACUCAUCAUAGAGCAUGCCACAAUUGAUAACUCUGGUCGAUAUACCUGCUCUGUACUUUUCCCUAGCGGACGCGAACGUUCAUCUUCCGUAGAUAUUACGGUUUCACCGAUGAGACCAGAUUUAACAACACCCCGCGUUAAACCUCUAGAAAACAAACACACCAUCACGCAAGGAGCAGACCACAGCAUCACUUGUGAGGCAAGUGGAAAUCCUCAUCCAGUCAUUAAGUGGACAUUGAGUGGAAAACCAUUUGCUCCCAACGUGCAACAAACCGGAAAUAUCCUUCGUAUUUUGAAUGCUCAACCGGCAAAUGGAGGUGUUUAUAUUUGUGUAGCAGAGAAUAGCGAAGGCAUGGAUCGUUCAUACACGAUCGUCGAUGUUGAUCGACGCGAGCCACCAGUGCUAGAAUUGUAUCCAAAUGAACCCCAAAAGAUAAAGGUAGGUGAAUCCACUAGAUUAUCAUGUCGUGCAACCGGAGGAAUACCAUAUCCAACCAUAACAUGGAUGCGUAGAGAUAGAAGACCACUUUCAUCAAGAAUUACACAAGAUUAUCCUGGUGUUAUAACUUUGCGCGAGGUAACGAUUGAGGACUCUGGUGAAUACGAAUGCCGAGCUGAAAACACUGCUGGAUCUACUUCAUUGACAGCAUCCGUCGAAGUACAGUUGGCACCAAUAAUAACAAUAUCUCCAUCAGCAGAUGAAUACAAACUGUAUGAAGGAGAUGAAUUAAGUAUUCAAUGUACGGCUAGAGGAAAACCAGAACCGAAUGUCGUGAUGAAACCUCCGCAAUAUCUCGAAAUUGGCACCCGACAUCUAUCGCAAUAUGAAGGGCUUGGUUCAGCCAACAUCCAUAUUUAUCAAGCGGAGACUAAGCAUUCAGGAACAUAUGAAUGCGUUGCUUCUAACCCGGCCGGAACUGAUUCACGAUUCAUCACAAUUCAAGUGGAGAAGAAACGGGGCGAUCUAGGCCAUCACGAUGAUGAUCGAGAUACCUACCCAAGACCACCAAUCUACGAUCGACCUCAACAACACACCUAUAAAGCAGUUCUUGGUGAACGAUCGGAGUUAUUGUGUAAUGAAGCAUCGAGAGGGGCACGUACAGAAUGGAGACGAGCUGACGGAGGCAGAUUACCCAUUGGAUCCAUUCCACGUGAUGGUCAGCUGAUCAUACAAAACACCGGACAUGAUGCUACUGGUUUAUAUGACUGCGUUGCUCAUGACAUUGCCGAAGCUCCUACAACGAUAGUUCAAAUUAUGCUAGAAGUUAUAGAACCACCACGCAUCGUCUUCAGUCCAACGAUGCCAAUGAUCGUACGUUCUGGAGAAACGGUUACGAUCAUUUGCAAUGCAACGGGCGAACAGCCAAUCCGGGUACAAUGGCACGGCGAGAAUGGACAGAGUCUCCACGAUAGAACGCGAGUGAGUGGACAGUACUUACAGUUCACUCAAAUUACACAAGAAGACGCAGGAAGAUACUACUGUUCCGCUUCCAACCGACAUGGGAAUGUUACGAAAGUUGCCGAAGUAAUCGUAAACAGAAAUGACAUGAUUCCAGACAUCCCAUCUCACGGGCGAAUUCAAGAAGUCUACAGAGGAUCAUCCAUAUCAUUGGAUUGCAAAUUACCGAAUGAUCAUUACUACCCAGGAGUCACGUAUCACUGGUCACGCCUAGAUCGUCCGUUGCCAUACUACGUACGGGCGGAAGAAAGAGUAAUCCAGCUCAACAACAUACGUGACGAUGACGCAGGUCGAUACGAGUGUCGUAUGACCUAUCCAAACGGAUCUGUGGCAUAUGACUUCGUCGAUGUAGCUAUCAAGGAGGGAAACACACAGCCCAAUAGUAUCAUGUGCACGUACACAGACUACGUUUGCAAGGCCCCAAUUUUAAUAUUCCACACCUGUAUACCGUCUUGGAGGAUCUGUGACGGAAAAUCUGACUGUGCUGAUCAUUCCGACGAGCGAGAUUGCCAUGUGUUACGAAGGGGGACGACGGUGGGUUCCAGUCAUCUAGGUCAAACUAUACGUGGUCAACAUCAGUCACUUCGUGAAUCGAUUCGAUCGAUUUCCAACACGGAUCCUUAUUUGAUCAGAGCUGCAUCCAAGUUUUUCGCUCCGCAAUCUCUCCCAAUCCUUCGCCUGGAACCGACAAUGUCUUACCUAAUUCCCGGUGAGUCUAUUGUUGUCGAUUGCACGUCAUCAGCGGGUGCACAUGUACCAGUGACAUGGAAAAGAACGGGAGGUCUUCCGCUACCGUAUAAUUUCAGGCAAGAUGGAAAUCGUCUAAUCGUCCAAGACGCGACGGAGUCCGAUGCUGGAAAAUACACGUGCAUCUGUCAUACGGACGAUGGCCUGCAGUACCUCUCUGAUUUUGAAUUACAAGUCACACCAGCAAGGCAUCCGGAAUUUUCACGUACUACUAAGGUAGAGUAUGCUGACCGAGGUUCAACGGUGAAGCUUCACUGCAACACCGACAUAUCCCCUUCGUCCUUCAAAUGGUCAAGAGACCGGGGUAAUUUCAACGCAGACCAAAAUACUACAAAUGCAAUCCUUACGUUAACCGACGUGCAAGCCAUGGAUGCUGGUACAUACAUUUGCUCAGCGCAAUACAACGGACAAACCGUGGAUGCCUUAACAACGUUGGUGGUCAAUAACGCCAUACCGUUUUUCCCACAAUCCCCCAAAAGUUACAUGGCGUUCAACAAGAUUGACAAUGCAUACUCAAAAUUCCACUUUGACAUCUCCUUCAAACCUGAAAAACUUAAUGGUCUCAUUUUGUACAAUGGACAAAGACGACCGAAUGGAGACUACAUCUCACUAUCACUACGCAACGGAUUCCCGCAGUUCAAAUUCGAUUUCAAUGGACAAGUGACUACUUUGCAACCAGAAAAACCAAUCAGUAUUGGAGGGUGGCAUACUGUAAAAGUGAACCGUGUUAGAAACAAUGGGUUCUUACUAGUUGACGACCAAAGUCCUGUAGUAUUCCCGGAUAAACUCAAGUUCUAUGGCUUGAAUUUAGACGAUCACUUGUAUAUAGGAGGCGUUCCUAAUUUCAACGCUAUUCCAAACAAUGUUGUUGAAUCGCAAGAAGAAUUCGUCGGUUGCAUUAGCAGACUUGUAGUGAAUGGACGUGAAAUUCAGCUGCUGCAGGAAGCUCUCACGAAUGAAGGAACAACAUCCUGUGAACCAUGCGCUGAUGAUCCAUGCAAAAAUUCCGGAAUCUGUUUGGAGACACAAAGCGCAAAUGGUUACUCCUGCGUUUGUCAAGAUGGUUACACAGGAAAAGAUUGUCUCUUUGAAGGAAAGAAAUGCACUCCGGAAACAUGCGGAAUUGGUCGCUGCGAAGAAAGUGACGAAGGAGCGGAGUGUUUCUGCCCCAUUCACAAAACCGGAGAUCGAUGCCAGUAUACCGAACAUUACGAGGGCGAUACAUUAGCUUUCAAGGAUGGCAGUUACGCUGCCUAUGAUAAAUUUCAAACCAAACGCAGUGUUAAAUUCCGCUUCAAACCUGACACUUUGGAAGACGGGGUAAUCCUGUACGCGGUAGAAAAUGAAAACACUUACGGCGAUUUCUUCGCUAUCGUGCUCAAGGCUGAGCACAUUGAGCUACGCUACAGCGUAGGAGGAAAAAUACCACCAAUCAUAAUUCAGUCCACAGUAGCAGUCCGGGCAAAUAAUUGGCAUGAAAUAUCGGCUGGUCGCAGCCGCGGUGGCCUGGCCUAUCUACAAGUUGACGAAGAACCGCUGAUCAACGAACCUAAAGUGGGCAGAGCCACUGCCAUUUCUUUGAAAUCAUUUGUGUACAUCGGUGGCUACGACAAACGGGUUCUUUUCAAUCGCGCUAUUGAUGUGACCAAAGGAUUCGAAGGAUGCAUUGCGGAUCUUGAAAUAUCUGGAAACGCGAUGAACAUGAUAGAUGACCUUCGGGAAUCAGCCAACAUCUAUAAUUGCGGUCAUCAACAAAAUGUUCACGGGGCAGAAUAUGGUGCAGAUGGAAACAACGAAAUCGAUUCAUGCAAGCCAGGAUAUGGCGGACAAAACUGCGACAUCAUAGUGGACAUAUGUCUGGCGCACAAGCCAUGCGAAAAUGGUGGUCAUUGUAUUUCCAAGGAGAACGGAUUGCUCUAUUCUUGUGAAUGCAAUCCAGGUUUCCUUGGUCGUAAGUGCGAACAUGUUUACGCAACCAAUAUUGGAUCACAUUUCCGGGGAGAUGGCUUCCUAGAGAUGAAUCCUAAAGCGAUUGUAGACAGUCCAGAUCAGUUUGUGACGAAGCUUGCAAUCAUGUUCAGUACGACCAACGAUAACGGCAUGUUGAUGUGGUAUGGCCAACGAAACGGAGUAAAUUUCGCCGGAGAUGACUACAUAUCGUUGGCAGUACAUGAGGGUUUCCUAGAGUUCGGAAUGCGACUGAAUGGUGAAGAAUCUUCACUACGAAAUGAGGAUGUGUUUGUCGCCGAUGGCGAAAGACAUGUAGCAGUAAUUAGUCGCGAAGCUAAUCGCAAUAGGCUUGAGGUGGAUCACUUCUCAUCUCACGGAGAGACCCGACCUACGAGGAGACAGGAAAUACAUCUUCCUGGAAAUAUUUACAUUGGCGGAGCACCGAAUCAAAAUCAAUUCACUGGAGAUAGAUUCAACGAAAGUUUCAAUGGAUGUGUUUACGUAAUUGAGAAUUUAGACACUACCAGAGCCGUUUCACUACAGGACUUUGCUAUUCGAACAGUAAAUGUUGAUGUGUGUGACGAUCCUAAGUGGAUAGUUCCAUCCUUACUAUAUCCGGAUAUUGAUGAGACUGAUGAAGUAUUUGGUCCACUAGAAUUUGAUAAGGUGGAAGAACCUCCACCUGUUCAUAUAAUAUAUCCUAGACCGUAUAACAAUAAUGCCCCUGUUUUUUCUUGUUCCAAGAUAUGGCCAAUAUUUUUUAUAAUUGGCAAACAUUUCACGACGAAACGGUUAUGAAAUUGCUUGAACGAUUAAGUCAAUUAGCUCAAAUUCCAGUAAAGUAAUUACCUUAAAGAAUGUAUAUAGUAUAAUUAUGUAAAAAAUGUACAUAACGUAAUUACCGAUGAUUGUAGAUAGAAACAGGUUAUGACAAUUGUAAUCAUUGUACGACGUGCAUGAUUGCAAUAAAUUUGUUUGAAAAAUGAGUCAACCAGAAUUACUAUUCUCUGUAUUGCUAUUCCUCUUCAUCCCAUAUCACACACAUUUUGUUGUGAUUUCGUAGACUUCAGUAGCCAUUUAACUGAUACCAUUGAAUGGAACAAAUCAUAAAACUAUAAUUUUCCUCUUUGUCUCUAUGUAUUUUUUAUUUUAAAAAAAACUUUUUUUUUUGAAGUUUUAUUAGCAUAAAAUACAGAUAACGUGUUCAGCUAAGCUUCUUAUUGCUCUCUAUAAGCGAUUGCGAAGUAACGGGCACAACUUUUCAACAUAGUCCUCUGAAAUUGAAGCCCACGCCUUGCAAUGGAAGUUUUCAAGUAAUUGGAACUUAGGAGUGAGGAUUCACAGCCCUUCGCAUCAACAUAUGCCCAUAUUGAUUAGUCGACUAGAACCCCGUCAACCAGGGUUGCCAACUCUUCUUCUUGAAUGGCGUUAACGUUCCCUGUGGAACUUUUGCCGUCUCAACGUAUGCAUUAACUAGCGUCAUUUAUUAAUACUUAGUGGAGAUUUCUUAAGCGAAAUAACACGCCUACAAUGUAUUACGAGGGGCAAGCUGUAGAAUACGCGUGACCACAGUGCAAGUCGAAGGAAAUUUCUUUGAUGAAAAAUCCCCCGGCCAGAACGGGAAUCGAACCCGAACACCCGGCAUGAUAAUGUGAGACGCUAACAACUCGGCCACGGCUGCACAGUUUUGCCAACUAUAAUUUUCAAAAAUCAGGAAGAAUGAAAAUAAUAAUCAGGAAGAAAUCAGCAUAGUUCAUAAUGGUUAAAACUUUUAUCCUCUCACAACACGUUUGUUCUCUUUUAUUUUUCAUGCUGACCUUGCUGACCUUGCCUCCGUGUUGGCGAUAACCUCCUCAUUCGACUCAAAUUUCUGCCCGGCGAGUGAAUUUUUUAAGUUUGGAAACAAAAAAAAAGUCGCGCGGGGCCAAAUCUUGAGAAUGCGGUGGAUGGGGCAGCAGUUCGUAGUGUAAUUCGACCGUUCUUCGCCAAAUGGAGCCGUUUUUUCUGCAUUCGGCGUCGAAUCGACCCAAUAAUUCGGCAUAGUAGAGCCCUGUGACCAUUUUGCCCUUCUCCAGGUAGUCGAUGUUGAUCUCACCUUGUGAAUCCCAGAAAACGGUGGCCAUCACCUUUCCGGCCGAUAGGACAGUCUUCGCCUACUUCGGAGCACGUUCGCCGUGUGAAGUCCACUGUUUCGACUGUUUCUUGGUCUCUGGCAUGUACCAGUGGAUCCAUGUUUCGUCGACGAUCACGAAACGGUGCAGAAACUCCUUCGGAUUGCGCUUAAACAGCGUCAAACACUGCUUUGAAGUGGUCUCACGGUUGCGCUUGUUGUUCGGAGUGAGCAAACGUGGCACCCGUCGCGCCUACAGCGCUCUCAUGCCCAAAAUUUCAUGCAUGAUAUGACCCACGCGGUCUUUUGAGAUGCCUACUGUUUCAGCUAUCUAGUGCACCUUCGAUCGGCGGUCUGCCGAUACGAGAUCAUGGAUUUUUGUCACGUUAUCCUCCGUGGUAGCCGUUUUUUGAGCACCUGGGCGUGGCUCAUCAAAAACCGACGUGCGAACACGUUGAAACUCGUUAAACACUUUUUUAACGGUCGCCAUCGAAGGAGAAGAGACACCGUAUACAGUAUCCAAGCGCUCUUUGAAUUCGCUGCGCGAUUUCCUUCCAAAAGCAAGAAUCGAAUCACCGACCGAUAUUGCUUAUUUUCCAUUUUUCUGAAAUCCUCUGAAAUCCGCUUUCAGCUGAAUCUGAGUCCGAUUCAGCUGAAAUUUUGACAGUAGCUGUUUACGAGAAUGUACUACUCAAUAGUAAUCUCUUUUGCGAUACUGACCCCAUCGGGCGAUGAGGCUAAGUACUUAUCGGACAGCCCUCGUAUAUAUUUUUCCCAAAAACCUACAGCAUCACUACAUUGAUUCGUUGAGAGAUCAGUAUUUAAAAUUUUCUUGAAUUCAUGAUCCAUACUUUGGAAUGAAUGUUGUUUACUCAUCAAUUGAGAAAAGCAGUGGAUGUUACUAUAGUUUCACCAUUACAGUUAUUUCUACUUUGAAUCUGAUGAUGAAAUAUUAUAGAAAAUUAUAUUAUUUUGACUUUAGUAAUAUGACGCUCUGGAACGUAUUCCUUCAUCAAUAAUUUUGCGGCCACUCGUAUAUACACAUCGUACAAGGUAAUAUUGUUCCUCAAACAUAAUAUCGUUAUUAUUUCUUAAAUUUAUCAAAAAUUAUGGUUUCAUGAAACUAUCCAGCACUGUUUUGAAAAGCCUCAAAAUGUUAUGAAUAAUUCAAAUAGUUCGGGGCUUUCACUCUGGAAAUUCUUAUUCAGUCAAUCAUACAUAUUGAUGAAUAAGUUUGGUACAACUUUGUACCAGGAGAAUUUAAUUUAAUGCAAGUAUUAACUCUUUGCAGUCGUAUAAAAUUUGGGCAUGGGUAUCGUACUGGUCGGAAUUAUUUUUCCUUGAAAAAGCAGUGAUACAUGCAAGAUUAUGAAAAAUAAACAUUUUUGUAUUUAUUUUGUGAACUUUAUUUUGUGCGAAAUCUUUCGAAAUAAUCUCCAAGAGUAAAUCAUAUGAAGUAUAAUUAAUACAUAAUUUUAUUUUUAUUAUCCGUUGAAUAUAAGACACCUUCGCCAUUAAUGCAAAAAAUGUAUAAUUGAUGUCAAUGUGUAUCCGAAAAGAUCGACGCUUUUCAAUUUUAACAAAGUUUAUUUUACAGAUUAUUCAGAUGACAUAAUGAGAUGAUACUUAUGCAAACAAUUAUUCUGCUCUUUGAAAACUUCAACAAACAACUACUUCAACAUAAUUCAAACUAGUUACUCGAAUUAAUUCAGCGUAUCCGAAAUGAUCAAAAGUUUUCACUUUAGAUGACCAAAGAUUUUGCUUGAGACACUUAUAUGACUAUUCAAAUAACAUGAGACAUUUAUGCAAACAGUAGUUCUGAUUUGUGGUUCACCCGUGGCCGAGUGGUUAGCGUCUCACAUUAUCAUGCCGGGUGUACGGAUUCGAUUCCCAUUCUGGCCGGGGUAUUUUUCGUUAAAGAAAUUUCCUUCGACAUGCACUAUGGUCACGCGUAUUCUAGAGCUUGCCCCUCGGAAUAAAUAUAAGGGGUGUUAUUUGGCUAAAGAAAACUCAACUAAGUAUUAAUAAAUGACGCUAGUUAAUGCAUACGUUGAGACGGCAAAAGUUCCACACGGAACGUGAACACCAUUCAAGAAGUUCUGAUAUUUAUGAACAAUAUUUUCCAUCACACCAAAGUGUUACAAUGGCUAAAUUCUGCUGUUAUGAUUUUUUGUCCCACAUUCUUAUGCAUUCAACGCACUGUGCGUUAUUUUGUGUGGGUGACCUCUUUGUACCUACUUAGUACCCGUUAUCUACUACUCAUAGGAACAUCAUAUUGAUUCGUGAACAGGUUCAUUAGACAUCAAGCUUCGUUUAGGAAAAGCAUAAACUGGUACUUGGUCGCGUAAAAUAUAAGAUUAGCAUGGUUUCUUGCUGUGGUGGCUGAGAGCAGCAAACGACCAGAACGGUAAAAAAGGUAUGGUGGCUGAGAGCAGACAAACGACCACAAAGAGUUAAAUAUAUACAAGUAUACAUGUGCGGACCGGAGAGCUAUUAUGACAGUUUCCAUUUCGAGUCAGGAAAACUUUGUCAUUGAUGCCAGCAUGUUUUGACGUAGGACUACGUCUUUCAUUUCUAUACCGGGGUGUAAAAUCAAAGUUUCGAAAACGAAAGCGUUACGCCGGAGACCGAGAUUUUGAGCGUUAAUAGCUCCUAAACAACUGAACGAAAUGGUAUGAUAAACACUUCAUUCGAAAGAUAAAAUGUCUACGCGUUCUAUACUUGUUACUUUCUGAUCCAAAAACUUGUUUCAAUAGUCUUAAAAUUGCUUUCAAAACAGGCUAUUGAAAUCACCAAUCAGUAUAUAAGCGAGCGCCGCUCGGAAAUCUACUCAGUUCCAAUUGAACAGCGAUUGGAGCAUGUUGCCGCUGUUGUGGUGAAGCUCUUCGUUUAUCAUGAAAGUGCGAAUGAACGGUGUCACCAAGAGCCUGUUUGUGCACUUUAGGCCAGAACGGUUCCCCGGCAAGAUCUCGAAGCAGCCGCUACACACACACACACACACAUAUACACGCGCGGAAUUUUUUCCGUUUGGAUGCCAUUCAGCAUCGAGAAAGAUCCGGAAAAUAAUCUGCCAGUUCCUCUGGGAAUUUAAAAAUACAUUCACGUGAAAGAGUUUAUUUGAAUGUUUUCUAUCCAUGUAACACUGUGACCAAAUAUGUUUCAAUCAAGUGCUAUUAACAGAUGGUUAUCGAGUUAGCAUUAACCACUGGUGGGCUUCCAGUAUCGAGGAAAAUGUGGAAAUAUCUAAUCGUUACUGAAAAUAAUCUGCCAGUUCCUCUGGGAAUUUAAAAAUACAUUCAUGUGAAAGAGUUUCUCUUAAUGUUUUCUAUCCAUGUAACACUGUGACCAAAUACAUUUGAUUUUGUGAUUUUUCAAUCAAUCGCAAUUAACAGAAUAGCUUCUGAAGAUUAUUCUUCCCCAUCAGUAGGAUAUUUCCGUAUCCAAUAUUGUAUGCGCCCGCAAUCGAUUAUUGCUCAGUCGCCGAAAGUUCUGAGCUCAGAGAGUUCAUUCCCCUCUAGUUUGCCUUCCAAAUUGCCAUCGUAAACCACACCUUCUCUCGAUUCAAUCACGCACAAAAAGCAUACUUAAGCGAUAUUCUGGUGGUGAGACGCAUUCAUUUUUUGUGAGGACAUCGACAAGACAACAUCGUUGCUGAGGGUGCUGGACGGCGAAGGAUCGAAAUCUGCCCUGAAACGCAGGCAGUUUGUUUGAACCUGUGAGGGAGCACAGAGAAGCCGAUCCUUCAGGAGAAGAGAAGGUGACCAUCGAAGCAGCCGCUACACACACAUAUACACGCACGGAAUUCUUUCCGUUUGGAUGCCAUUCAGCAUCGAGAAAGAUCCCGAAAAUAAUCUGCCAGUUCCUCUGGGAAUUUAAAAAUACAUUCAUGUGAAAGAGUUUAUUUGAAUGUUUUCUAUCCAUGUAACACUGUGACCAAAUACAUUUGAUUUUGUUAUUUUUCAAGCAAUCGCAAUUAACAGAAUAGCUUCUGAAGAUUAUUCUUCCCCAUCGGUAGGAUAUUUCCGUAUCCAAUAUUGGAUGCAUAAAACCUUGUGCCUCCAACGUAACGCUCUCGUUUUCGAAGUCCCCCAAAUAUUCAUUCAUUCAGAAUGAAUUCAGAUUCAACUUCAAACAAAUAAUCUCUAAAUCAACGAUAGUCCUACGUCACCCUUGCGGUUUUACCAUAGAUAUAACCUACUUCCUGUUUUUUACUGAUAAUUUUCAUUCUGAUAAAGCAAAAAGUAGAAAACUCAGGAGAAAUCAGGAUCAUUUCUGAAAAAUCAGACAAAAUAGGUUGUUUGUCAGGAUGUCAGGGAACGUGCCAAAAAGUCUUUGAAAUCCUGAGAAAUCAGGAUGGUUGGCAUCUCUGCCGUCAACUAUUCAAUAUGGGUGUAUGUUUGUAACGAAGGUUCCUUGCAACUAUGAUAAUAAUGCAACUAUAAUAAUAAUAAAUUAUCUUUGUGAACAGUGCCCCACUUUGGGCGCCAAAUGUAACGAAGGUUCCUUUUCCCAAGUAAACAGAAGCUUCAUCUUCUCUGUCGCCGAGUAAAGCUGCUAGGUUACGAAUGGUCCGGCUAGAGACCUUCAGAGCGAGCAGUUCACAAACCUCUAAAACUCUCUUCCCUGUUCCUUUUAUUAUAAUGGAGCGUCCCCACCGAACAAUGGGACCAUAUCGAAUAGGAUAGGACUUGUCUUUACACCGAUCACUACGGUUUAGCGACCACGGACACCGAACCAACACAACCAAUCUCGAACCGCACUUCUCAUCUCACGUCGUUUUUUUUUUCUUUUUGCGUUUUAUUUUUCCGCGACUCACGGCUUCUAAAGUGUUCCAGCUUUUCGGACCACGCGCACUCUACCUCCUAAAUCUCCUAUCCUUCUCCUACUUCUAGACUGUCCUUUUUUCCGUGGAUGACAUAUCUCCCGCGAAAGUCGCAGGGAAGUUUCAGUGGAGACCAUUACAUCAAAACACGAAACGAUGCAACUUCCCUGUCGACAUACAGAUAGCGCUAGUCAAAAGCUGUCAGUUUCGACGGGGUCGAACACGACGUUACAUGUUGAAGCGAAGGGACUGUAUUGAUGUCGAAUAUCUUUCGGCCAAAAUAACUUCACUUUCACUUUCACUUUCACCCAGGAUCGGGUUGGAAAACAAUAUUUUCAUGUUCAUUGAAGUUUUUUUGAAUCCACGAAAGCACUAGAUUCUCCAAAAUGCCCAUGUAGACUUCAGUGUUCACUUCCCACAGCUUCUACGAAAACAGGAGGCUCUUUCAAUCCAUUCGAUGAAGCCGCUCCAUAUAACAUGACCAGAGAGGUGCUUGGACAUACUUAAAUUUCACAUUCUAUGGAACAACCCCAGUCCAAUCUUCAGGGUGAAAAAUACCUAUCUGUUCGAUAAUGGGAUACCAGAUCACACGAAAAAGGUUUCAUUACGAUGAUCGGUUGGGUUCCUUUUUUUUCAACUGUUACAGCAAUUGUUUCAAGCGCCCAAGCCGCAGUGCUUUGACCUAUUCCGUUAUCAUAUGGCGUUUCAUCUUAGCCCUUCCCAUUUGAGUUUAGUUGGGCCUCCCUCGAAGAGUUCCGCUGCGAGACCAUCCCUACCAGCUGCUUUGUGGUUCUUUAGCUGAUAAAACGCCGACCUUCUUCCCUGCACCGGUGAAGUCCUCUUCAACGCCAUCUGGUUUCCUGACUGCGCGCUGUCAAGAUGUUCAUCGUAGAGUUGUCUCUACCUUUCGUUCGCCUUGCAUUCGUAAGUCAAGAUGCCUCCUUGUUCCUGCACAUUUAGGCAUUUGCGAAGCGGUAGUUUUUUGAAAAACUUCCGCGAUUCCGUUGUCCGCGUUCCUAUUUCGGUCUCUGCUGUGCUGCUAAUUGUUUUUUUUUUUGCGUGUUUCCGCAUUCAUCAAGGGGAGCAGUACCCAGUUCAUCUACCCCCGGUAACGUAGCUUUUAGUAUGUAUUUAGUAUGUUGCACCAACGUUCUGUUCCAGCAGUCGUCGUAGUUGGUACCGUGGUGAGCGCUAAUGUCUUAUGUUAUUGACGACUGACAAUUCAAAAAGCAGUUUGACCAUUAACCCCAGUACUCCAGACGGCACCGCGUGAAAGUUACGGGUUACUGAACAAAAAAUGAAGAACCACGAACUGGGUCUAUUUUAUGCCUGCCUGUACGAAAUUCCGAUGGUACGCGUCAUUUACCAACGUAGAGUGGGAUAAGCAAAGCCUCAAACAUAUCUGAACUAUGAAAAUCUUCCUAUGUAUUAUUGUAUCAUUAAGCAAACCAUCCUGGAAGAUUUUUUAAAUAUUGCCUCAUUUAUACUGUUAACAUAAUGAUGUAAACAUAUGACCUCACAUGCUCAUUCCCGAUUUUUUUAAAAUAGGAUAUCUAUCUCCCAAACAGGUAUUCAUUCAAUUGUUCUAUUAAUUUGAAAAAGACAAUGAUCUCAAACAAUUUUAUAAUUCAUGUUUAU